CGCCACACCGAGUUUGGAUUUUUUCUUCUUCUUCUUUUUUUUUUUUUUUUUUUCUCUCCACACCCAGCAUGCAAAUGAACACAGGCGUAGCUAUGUCGCUGUGGUGCGAGGAAGCGGAAGAUGCCGAGCGGACGCCUGUGCGCACCGCCGACGGGGGCCAGGCUCAGCUGCGGGCCGCCUGGGACCCGUCGGUGUCCGGGAAUCGGGUGAUCCAGAGGCUGCUUCACAUGGAGGACCGCUACGCUCCCUCGCCACUGUACAUCAGCAUCAUCCAGCAGGAUCCGCAACGCAGGGAGGAGCUGUGCAAGUGGACCCUGGAGGUGUGCUGCGUUUGCGGCUGCGAUGAGGCCGUCUUCCCCUUGUCGGUCUCGCUGAUGGACCGCUUCCUGUCCGCCACGCUGUCCCUGCCCGCGUCUCCGCACUGCCUGGCCGCCGCCUGCGUCCUCAUCGCCUCCAAGCUGACGGAGUGUGACAACAUCCAAUCAGACGCCCUCUGUGCCGCUGCAGACGACAACUUCCUGCCGUCCGACCUGAGGGAAAUGGAGCGCGUUGUGCUCGGCACCCUACGCUGGGACACAGCCGCCGUGACCCCGCAGGACUUCCUCCCGCACUUCCUGGCCUCGGUGCAGGAAUGGAGCGAGGGCGGCGACUCGGAACAGGAGCGGACCACCCUGCGGCGGCACAGCGACACGCUGGCGGCGAUGUGCGUCUGCGAACCCCGCUUCCUGGGGACACCGCCCUCACUCAUGGCCGCCGCGUCGCUCAACUGCGCCCUGCGAGGUCUGAGCGACAGGGGGCGCACUCAGCGGUCCGCGAUGAGUUUAAGGCUGGCCGAGCUGUGCCAGGCCGACCUGGUGGUCCUGCAGUACUACAGCCGCAUGAUCGAGUGUGCCCUCCAUCAGCGGCUGAGCAGCGGCCUGGCAGAGGCUCCCACGGAGAAGGGCGACGAGAUGGAGGACGAAAGGGCCGGCACGCCCACGGACAUGAGAGAGAUCGAUUUCUGAACACAAAAAUCAUUUCACGCUGUCAAAUUGCAAGUGUGGAUCAAUCAAAAGUCUUCAUCUUUUAAACUGAUAUAAAUUAUGACCUCAAAAUAACAUAUUUUUAUACCCUGAAAUGAUUACGUGACUGUACUGUUUAUUUAUUUUUUGCAUUAUUUAUUUGCCAGACUUUUUUAAACUACAUGUGCUCUUCCCUUGUGCCAUAUUUGCUCUAUUUCUAUUAGAUUUAUUCAAGACUUAUCUAUGUUACUUUUUGAAUAUUUAUACGUUUUAUUUAUUAUCAUGUGCAAUUAUUUACUCUUAAUGUUAAUUUAUUUGUUUAUCUGCCAUCCCUUUGAGUUUUUGUGUUUGCUUAAUAAGAUAAUUAUAGUAAAUGAAGAAAUCUAUUUUUGGAAACAAAU
This is a messenger RNA of Nerophis lumbriciformis (worm pipefish), 1402 nucleotides long. RefSeq names its product cyclin Dx (gene ccndx). NCBI's taxonomy places the organism in Eukaryota, Metazoa, Chordata, Actinopteri, Syngnathiformes, Syngnathidae. The record is from RefSeq and is a predicted model, not a curated record.